AUGUUAAGAUCAUUAGUUAUCAAAAGAUCCCUCUCUAAUGGGUACCAACAAGUGAUAUUCAAUGCCCGGGAGGAUGUGAAUAAGUUAUUGGAAUCUCAAGACAGAUCCUCAUAUAUCUUGGCUCAGUAUAUACCUGAACCAGCACGAGAUGCUUUCAUUGCAAUUAGAGGAUUUAACUUAGAGAUUAAUAAGAUUCAUGGUAAUAAGACCGGUGCAUCCACUCAAUUAUCGUCCACUAUGGGAUUAAGUACUGCCGACAUGAAAUUCAGAUUCUGGAAUGAUAUAUUAGCUAGGAUCUUCACUAAUCCUAUGAAUGAUAGCAAUAUUGGUGAACCCAUUGCUAUAUUAUUGAGAGAUGCUAUAAGAAAUGAUUUAAACUUAGAUAUCGGAUAUUUUCAUCGAUUCUUACAAACCAGGAAACAUUUCGUUGAAAACACUUCAUUCUCCACCACCAACGAUAUUUGCUCAUACGGUGAAGGGACAUAUUCUCAAUUGAAUUACUUAACUCAAGGAUUACUUUUAUCACCAAAUAUUUCACCUUCAGUUAUUAAAUUGCUUGAAGAGUCCACAGUUUUACAAUCCUUGGUUAGUGAUAUAUCUGCUCAUAUAGGUCAAGCUACUGCUAUAGGAUCUAUGAUUUUAGGAAUGAACUUCUAUGCCAGUCAAAAUAGAAUCACUUUACCUAUAGAUUUAAUGACAAAAUAUGAUUUAUCUCAAGAGACUUUAUUCAGAUUAUCCCAAGGUCAUUUAAACGAUGAAUCCCAAAUAUCAGAGGCACGUGAACAAUUAAAGAAUAUCUUAUAUGAAAUGGCAACCACUGCUAAUGAUCAUAUUUUAACUGCUAGAGAUAAGUUAUCAAAAGCUACCACUGAAAUCAAAGACAUCAAGAAUAAUACUAAUGAUGAAUUGAUUCAAAAACAAUUCAAAAACUGGAAGAAAGGAGUUCCUGAUGUGAUAUUCACCCCUUUCAUGGUAGGCAUACCAACAGUUUUAUAUUUGAAUAAACUUCAAAAGAAUGAUUUCGAUAUCUUUGGUAAAGAUCUUCAAAAGAAGGAAUGGAGACUUGCAUGGACUUCGUUUAAGAAUUACUAUCAACGUAAAAUUUAA
Molecule: messenger RNA, 1107 nt
Organism: Yamadazyma jaroonii
Lineage: Eukaryota; Fungi; Ascomycota; Pichiomycetes; Serinales; Debaryomycetaceae
Source: the annotation of a GenBank genome assembly